Molecule: messenger RNA, 858 nt
Organism: Rhodofomes roseus
Lineage: Eukaryota; Fungi; Basidiomycota; Agaricomycetes; Polyporales; Fomitopsidaceae
Product: mitochondrial PGP phosphatase-domain-containing protein
Exons: 5
Coding region: 1-858 (285 amino acids)
Molecular function (GO): phosphatidylglycerophosphatase activity
Source: RefSeq, a predicted model, not a curated record
AUGCCGUUCAAUUUCCCGGGCACGCUUGUGCCCCUUCAUCUCCUCAUCAAUCCGAGGCUAGUGGUACCUCAAAUGAUUGUAAAAGACAUUCGCCAGCUCGAUUUUCCGGAGCUGCGUCGUGGGGGAUACCGAGGUGCAGUGUUUGAUAAGGAUAAUUGUCUUACCCGACCACAUCGAGAUACCCUUGUGCCAGAGCUGAAGGAUGCUUGGGACGAAUGCCGCAAAACUUUUGGCCCUCAAAACGUGCUGAUCGUCAGCAACUCUGCUGGCUCGCACCUGGAUGCAGGCGAGAUCCAGGCCGAGUCUGUAUCGCACCAUCUCUCAGCUCCAGUCCUCCGCCAUACGUCCUUCAAGCCGUCAUACUCAUGCAUAGCCUCCGUCCGCGCGUACUUCGCCUCCCUUCCUCAACCCAUUCGCGACGAAGAGCUGAUUGUCGUUGGCGAUCGCGUGUUCACCGACACCGUAAUGGCCAACCGGAUGGCCUGCCAUGAGCGCGUGUCCACACCUGCUCCUUCUCAUGCGGAUGAGCACCCAGACGCAGUCGAAGACCUCAGCAAGGAACUCGAUACCUCCGCGCCCGCACGCAGCCCGAUCUCUUCCUCGCGCGUGCGGGUGGGCCCUCUGGCGAUCCUAACAACAUCGGUUUGGGAGCGCGACAGCCCCGUCCUGCGGCGGCUGGAGAUGCAGGUCGUGAAGGGCGUCGAGCGCUGGGUUGUGAACCAGGGUCACGGCGCAGCGCGGGACUGGACGGACGUCCGUUACGGACGGUUCUUCAAGGAGCUGGCGAUGCCGGAGGUACUGAGGAGAGAGGAGCCGGGGUUCGUGCGCAGGCUGUUGAGGCGGUGGCGAGGCGAGUAA